Molecule: messenger RNA, 1876 nt
Organism: Lutra lutra (Eurasian river otter)
Lineage: Eukaryota; Metazoa; Chordata; Mammalia; Carnivora; Mustelidae
Gene: CIMAP1C
Product: outer dense fiber of sperm tails 3 like 1
Exons: 4
Coding region: 221-1048 (275 amino acids)
Cellular component (GO): cytoskeleton
Source: RefSeq, a predicted model, not a curated record
UCUAGCCUGCUAGGUCCUGUGGCUGGCUGCACCCUGGGCGGCCUCAGCUGCUCAAGCCAGAGGAUUGACUUCCUUCCCAACCCCCAAGCAGCUUCUCGAGUCGGGGAGAGAGUGGACACAGGGGCUUGGGGCUAGGGCGGUCUGCACCAGGCUACACAAGCCUAGCCCCUUGCCCACCCCUGAUCUCUCAGUAGCCAUUGCCCCCUCCUGGGCCCCAGCCAUGAAACCGCCCAAGGGGGCCGGGAACUCUGGGUUCAAUGGGCAGCACCCAGAGGAGAACAUUCAGGUGCCUUCUCGGCAGGAGGUAAAGCAGACCCCUGUGAUCAUGGCAAUGAUCAAAGGUCCGGGCCCGGCUAAGUACCUCCGGCCAUCCUGCACGGGCUACUCACACCACGAUAUCUCCAUGUUCCAGGAGCCAGCCUACACUCUGCAAACCAGGCACUCGGAGAAGCGGGUCAUGGACAUUUGCAGUCCUGGGCCUCGCCAUUUCUUGGAUCCCAAAAUAACCCGGUUUGGAAUGUCCAGCUGCCCACAGGUCCUCAUGGAGGAACGCCUCUCUAACCUGCGUGUGAGCCCCAACCCAGCCUCCUGCCAUUACUCCUUGGAGAAGACCCACCCACCUGGGGAACACAGGGCUCCCCAGUAUGCUUUUGGCUACCGGUGCCCAUACAGAGUGAUGGACCCCAAUCCAGCCCCCAACCGGUAUCAGCUGCCACUCUUGCUGGGUCCCAACAACCCCGUCAGCCGAGCUGCCCCUUGCUAUAGUUUGGCCUUGGAACAUAAGAACUGGUUCUACAAGGAGGAUGUGGCAGGAGGCCCUGGGCCGGCCAUGCACGCCCGGCCUGAGCCCUCCGUGUAUCAGAACCGUAGCCCUGACUACAGCAUGGCCAAGCGAUUCGCCUACCCAAUGGACCACACUCCUCGGCCCGGCCCUGGCUCCCACGAUGUCCAGCAGGUCUGGGUGCACAAGCCCCGCACCCCUGCAUUCACCAUGGGCAUCAAGCACUCACCCCACCUAUGCCCGCUGGUCAUCAACAUUCACGAUUAAGGCCCCUCCUGGGGCCCUCACCCAUCUCUCCCCACAGAAUUUAUUUUUAUAUGUGGAACUGAGCAAUUUACCAAGGUUUCAAGUAGUUGAGCUGGUGCCUGCUGUGUCUAGCACACAGAAGGCAUUAGAUAAACAUUUUCACUUAUUUCAUUUUUUGUUUUGCAAACACGGCUGCUUCCUUUGGGACCUGCUCUGGGUGAGGGGCUGGGAUCCUGGGAGGCCAUGUAGGGAUCCCUAUCUGGGGAAGGUCUGUUCCAGUUCAGCAGGGAAGGCAGCCAGAAGCCCUGGGAAGACUCUGGUCGGCUAGUCCGAACUCUGCCACUAAAAUGCUAUGUGGCCUUGGGCAGUUCCUGUCCUCUGGGCCCCUCAGGGCUGCCCGUGGGACAAUGAGGGGGGAAUGUAGUUCUGGAGCAUGUCCAAGUUCCCUCCAGCUCCGCAACGGUGAGACUCUGGUCCCUGACAGGGGUCACCAUGCGAUAGAGGAGCAGGACAGAGGAGGGAGGGGUCAUCUGGUUGGGGAUGAGGGCUGAGGGGUUCUUUCCUGGCAGAGGGACGCAAGAGGACAAGUGGAGAUGCUGUGUAGUGGGUGUGGGGGGUGUUCUUGGUGUCGGUAAAGAUGAGAACAAAGACAGGCACGUGGGACCAAAGUGUGCAGGGCAGGACCCCGGGGCAAGCUCUGAGGGCAGGAGCCGGGCUGCAGGAGGCUCUCCUUAGAAGACCAGGUCGUGGGCACUUGGAGGGCACUCUGGCUUUGUCCUCAGCAUGACAGGGCUAGAUAAGAUGUGUGAUUUUCGGGAUUCUUUGGGCAGUGAGAGAGGGUUGGACAGA